AUGUCAGCCAGGAAGGGCUAUCUGCUCUCUUCGCCAAAUUAUUCCUCGGCAAUCAUGGCAUGCUCCGAGAGCCCCGCCGCAAACUCUUUUUUGGUGGACUCGCUGAUCAGCUCAGUCUCGGGCAGAGGGGAAGGAGGAGGAGGAGGCGGCGGCGGCGGCGGCGGCGGCGGCGGCGGCUACUAUCCCAACAACAGUGGCGUCUACCCGCCGCAGGCGACCGAUCUGUCCUAUGGGUUGCAAGGCUACGGGCUUUUCCCCGUCCUGAGCAAACGCAAUGACGGCCCUUCUGCAAGCAUGGUGCCCUCUUCUCAGGCGUACAUGUCAGGGAUGGAAGUCUGGCUAGAUGCCCCGAGAGCCUGUCGCCUGGAAGAGCCGGAGAGCCCGCAGGCGACCUCUUGCUCCUUUGCUCCCAGUAUCAAAGAGGAGAGCUCCUACUGCCUGUAUGACUCCGACAAGGGCCCCAAAGAGGCGGCGCCCACCGACCUGCCGACUUUCCCAAGGCUAAGCUCAGAGGUCUGCUCCAUGAACAACAUGACCGCUGGGGUGCCUGUCCCUGGCUACUUCCGCUUGUCUCAAGCUUAUGGCACCACCAAGAGCGGCGGCGGCGGCGGCAAUUACAACUGCAGCAACCAGCACCAGCACCAGCACCAGCACCAGCACCAGCACACGGGCCACAUGGUUGCCGCCGCCGCCGCCCAGUUUGCCCCGCAUCCUCAAGUGCGCUUUGAGACCCCUCCAGCGCUGCCACCGGCCGUCCCGCCACCAGAUGCGGGGAGCAAAGAAAGCGAAGACUCUCCCCCACCCAGCACUUUGGCCUGUGUUCCCCAAAGGGGGGAGGAAGAAGGUCACGCUUCCUCCUCGGCCGCAGAAGAACUUUCCCCGGCGCCGUCAGAGAACAGCAAGCCCUCCCCUGAGAAAGAAGCCCUAGGCAACUCCAAAGGAGAGAAUGCUGCCAACUGGCUUACCGCAAAAAGUGGCAGGAAAAAACGAUGCCCGUAUACCAAGCACCAAACCCUUGAGCUGGAAAAAGAGUUUCUUUUCAAUAUGUACCUGACUCGUGAGCGUCGCCUAGAGAUCAGCCGCACGGUCCACCUAACAGAUAGACAGGUUAAAAUCUGGUUUCAGAACCGCAGGAUGAAACUGAAGAAAAUGAACAGAGAAAACCGAAUUCGAGAGCUCACAGCCAACUUCAAUUUCUCCUGA
Molecule: messenger RNA, 1203 nt
Organism: Varanus komodoensis (Komodo dragon)
Lineage: Eukaryota; Metazoa; Chordata; Lepidosauria; Squamata; Varanidae
Gene: HOXA10
Product: homeobox A10
Exons: 3
Coding region: 1-1203 (400 amino acids)
Biological process (GO): regulation of transcription by RNA polymerase II
Cellular component (GO): nucleus
Molecular function (GO): RNA polymerase II cis-regulatory region sequence-specific DNA binding; DNA-binding transcription factor activity, RNA polymerase II-specific
Source: RefSeq, a predicted model, not a curated record